Molecule: messenger RNA, 2282 nt
Organism: Linum trigynum
Lineage: Eukaryota; Viridiplantae; Streptophyta; Magnoliopsida; Malpighiales; Linaceae
Source: the annotation of a GenBank genome assembly
AUGGCAAGAAUACAAGCUCAAAUGAUCAAGAAAUGAUGGAAAAAACAUGUUCGAAUGUAGUGUUAUCACUAACCUAACUAAACAAAAACAAACAACCAACCAAGUGGUUAGGAGACAGUUAGAAAUGAGAUGUUUUCCUAGGAUUGAAUUCCCCUAGCUAUAGUUGCUAUGUUGGGUUAUAGGAUACGGUGCGUGAGCUCUCUAAUCUUAUGGCCCUUCGUCGUUAUCCCAUGUCUCCAAUUAUGUCCCCUCAAGACCCAUUGUCACUUUAGUCAAGGCUCACGUAUCUGGGGCAUUACGAAUUUAGAUCAUUUCAAUAGGUUCUACAUAUCGUGCACACUAAAGAGUCAGAUAUGUGCGCUUGCAAACCUCUAGAGCAUCGUCUAGGAAGGCGUUCUUGUAUCAAGGGUACGAAUGUCUCGUCCACUACAAAACCCUAAAAACAUUCAUAUACUCUUAAUAUGCUCGAUGGCGCUACCCAGUCUAACCCUAAAAUUCAGGCCUAGUGAUGGCUUAGUUGAAGGCUACUAGGGAAGCGUAUGGUGACUUACCCGAGCAUAAUCAAGCAUAAAUGAACCAUACAAGUACGAGAAUAGUUGAAGAAUCACUUGAAGAAUGAUGGGUUUCAUAUCUCUAUUCGAGUGGACUAGGCCAAAAGCACUGAAAGUCGAGGUGAGCAACAUCAAUCCUCCUCUACUAUAUUACUAUGAUCAAGGAUUAAUGAUGAAUCGAUGAUCAAAGAAAAAGAUCUAGAAGACUUGAGAAUACUGGAGAAAUUCAGAUUUCGUCCAACUUUAGAGGAGAUGAAGCAAUCUAUCGAAGCUAUCGAUGCAAGAUGCUAGAUCAAAGUCCGAACCUCUUAGGAGAUUUGAAUGUAUCACCUAUUAUGAAGGACCAAAGUGACUUCUAGAAGUUGUUCAAUCAUUGAGGAGAAUAUCAAAGUCAAUAAAGGACAUUCCAAUGAGAUGCAUGAAGGUUUUGAAGAGACAAAGGAGCAUGAAGGGCUUGUGGAGCAUGCAGAAUUCGUGGACCAUGGAGAGAAGGAAGAUCAUCUCAAAGCCAACCCAUUAGACGACGAAGAAGAUGGAGAGAUCGUGGACCAUGGAAAGGAGAAUCAUCACGAGGCCAAUGAAGAAAACGAAUAGUUUAUAACUCAAUCUUAGGAAGAAGAAGGCAAUAAAUCCCCUGAAGAAGACGAAAAGGAUGAAGGAAGUUGUUCACAACACGAUGAAAGCACCAUACCACCAAUGGAGAUCAUGAUCAAGAAUCUUCAAUCUAUCGAAGAAGGGAGGAUCAUCACGAGGCCAAUGAAGAAAAUGAUGAGUUUAUGACUCAAUCAUUGGAAGAAGAAGGCAAGAAACUCCCUGAAGAAGACGAAAAGGAUGAAGGAAAUUGUUCACAACACGAUGAAAGCACCAUAAUACCAAUGGAGGUCAUGAUCAAGAAUCUUCAAUCUAUCUAAGAAGGAAUGGAUGAUCAAGCAACCAAGGAGCCUCAAGAAGAAGAUCAUCACAAGGCCAACGAAUUUAAUGUGGAAGAAGAUGAGCUUACAACUUAUGAAGAAGGAGAGGACGAGAUACAACCCCUAGGAGUAAAAACGGAUAUAGAAGGCUGCAGUAUUGAAGAAGUUAUACUAAUCAAAAUUUUCUUUGAUUCGUGGGAAAAUGUUGAAAGCUUCACACCACGUGAAGGUUUCGAACACUUCCUAUGCCUUCCUCAAUCUGAAUCCAGUAGUAAUACACCUACCAAGGCAUCCGCCAUUGAAAACAUCAAGGAGGAAGAAUUCGGGUAUGAUGACCACCCUGAACCUCUUAUUCAAUGUUCAACAAAACCCUUGGAAAUGAAUAAUGAAGAAGAGAUUGCAGAGGAGAAUUCAGAUAAGGAUGAUCAACCUCAAAUGAAGAAUGAAGGAGAGGAUCCACUAGAGGAGCAACAUCUUAAACCAUCAUUUCAAGAGAAGUUUCAAGAUGAGCCACCUGUCAGAAAUGCUAACAUACCAAGAUGAAGCCCCAACUUGAAGAGGAGCAAGAUGCCACCACCAUCCAAGAGAUUGUGGAGGAUUCUAUCAAAUAAGAUAUAUCAUAUAGCUCAAUGGAGUAGACUUCAAGCCAACACCACACCAUGGUUCUUUCUCUCCCCUUUUCUGUAAUCCCUAGUUUAGCUAUGGAGUAGUGCUCUUUUUCACUUGGGUAUUGUGAGAUCUAGCCUAGAAAUGUAGUAGGUUGUUGGAUUUGAACUCUAUGUGUGAUGAUUGUGUGUUUUAAUAGAAUCCUUAAGGUAUU